Molecule: messenger RNA, 7979 nt
Organism: Malaya genurostris
Lineage: Eukaryota; Metazoa; Arthropoda; Insecta; Diptera; Culicidae
Gene: Pde8
Product: high affinity cAMP-specific and IBMX-insensitive 3',5'-cyclic phosphodiesterase 8
Exons: 18
Coding region: 1513-4503 (996 amino acids)
Biological process (GO): signal transduction; positive regulation of ERK1 and ERK2 cascade
Molecular function (GO): 3',5'-cyclic-nucleotide phosphodiesterase activity
Source: RefSeq, a predicted model, not a curated record
UUUUUUGUGCUGUCCUUCAGUAAUGAUGGUGAUAGAUAAAUAGAAAUAAAUUUUCUUAUUUGAAUAACAAAAUUAGUUGUUAAUGUGAAUUUCGUGUUGGAUUAAAAUAUUGCUGGUUUUUGUCCAGGAUAUUCGCCAACUAAACACAUUCUCUAAAAAUAAGGGUUUUUUUUAGCAAAGUAAAUUCUCAAUUUUACUUAAUUUCAUAGUUAUUUUGGAAAUUUUGUUGUUAAAAUCAACUAAUUUAAAAACAGUAAUACGAAUUAGGCGCAGAACUAAUUUCGGUCGUUCCGUGGACUAAAUGCUAAAUGACCGCCGACGGGAGUGAUAUGGUUUGUGCGGUUUCUCGAAUCGAAAGUGAAUAAUACUAAGCUCCACCCGCUGGGUAGUAGCAUUUUGAUUCGCAGUGAUUUGGUGCAUCAUUGUGUUGCAAAGGUAGAAAGAAUAAAUACCGAGUGAAGUGUUUGUUUAUCUUUGCAAGUCAAAUACAAGUUGUCAGAAGUGCUAGUAGUGGUAGUAGAAGUAGUAGAAGUAAUAGUUCUUUUUGUGUGACUUUGAAUAAUGUGAGAGAGCGGGUUGAGGCUUACUCCUUAGCACAGAGGAAAAAUUGUUCAGAAGAGGAAAUAUUUCCUUCCUGAAUUUCGACAGCCAUCCUGACUGUGUGUUGGUCUGGUGAACUGCCACCCACCUACCGCCUUCGGAAAGACGUCACCUACUUCUGAUAGGCAGAACCGUGAAUUUGACAAAGGGAAACCAUACUGGGUUGGCAGGCAGCGGAGUCAACGACAGCCGAAAUAACUUCCACACAAUCCGCACAUCCGGUUGGCAUCGAGCUUUUUGAUUUUAAAACGAAGUACAUUCCCCAUUUCUCAAUUGGGGGAGUGUGGCGAGCUCGAGUAGGAUGUGUGGAACACCAGGAGAAAACGAAACCGGAAGCUCAACAGCAAUAGGAAAUAAGCGGUCGUAGACCAGUGGUCCCAUAGUUUUCAAGAUAAGAAGAAGAAAAGACGUAGUCGGGUAAAAAUCAAGUGAAGAUAGUUGGUGGGUUUUCGGAUGUGAGGAACUCACAUUCCUGUUUCACUUGCUUCUAUCGGAAAUUGUUUAUUGUUUCAGUGUGUGUUCAGUGCUACGAGUAGUCUGGAUGCUAAAUGAUUACGAAGCGCAAUUAAGUUUCUUCGGCAGAAGAAAAAAGUGAUUUUAUGGUUUCAUGCUUUGGUAAUCUGAGGAAGAUGAAAGAGUUUCUCUCUUUCCUGUUAGCUUAAUUGGUUUGCGCUGCUGUCAUAGGAUGUAUAUGUGUUGUAAUGGUUUUUUGCAGUAUCUACAGUGAAUAGAAGAACAUAAUGAAUAAAGUGAUAAAAGUAAUGUUUAACUUCGUAAGUAAUUCAUCAGAAAAGCACGCAACUGUAACCGGUGAAAAUUCCCAAAUAGAAGAAGCAUUCGCGUUCGCAAUAUGGUAAAGUGUAAAUCUGUAAAACUGUAAAAAGUGCGGUUAGCAAGCGAGGGGCUAUUUGAAUGUGGCUCAAUGGUUUGUGCUGUGGUGGUCUCUGCGGAGUCGGAGACGUACUGAAAAAGAAUCCGCACUACGAACCGGCAGACCGGCAGGCGUUCCCGGAACAGGAGGAAUUGAACGGAACUGGUUCUCCACUGCCGGACGACAGUGUCCCGGAGUCGACGGUGGCCAAGUUCAGUCGCGAAAGUUCGGUGCAGCGCGGACCGACUACCAUCCGGUGCUCGCAUGUCGUUAUGGGUUGCACUCCCAGUAUUCUGUCCAGUAACAGUGGCAGCGGGGGCAGUAGCAGCAAUCAGCAGCAGCAGCAUCAGCAGCAACGUAAGGACAGUAGUGGUCUGUACGAGUCCGCCAAUGCAUCCGCCGGGACUGGCAGCGAAAGUAACGGGGCCAACAAUAGCAAACGGACCACGUUGACGCUGAACCAGACUCAGAUGUUCGGCUCGGGAUCCGCUUUUCUGCGGAAGGAUCUUGGCGGCGGAACAGGAGAUAAGGAAUGCAUUAAAAAGGACUCGAUCGUGUCAAUUUCCGGCUUGGGCCACGUUUCCGUCAUCUCCAACGUGCUGCGUAGACCCACCGUUCCAAGUGGCACAUCAAGCAGCUCUGGAAGAUACGGUCAUCGACAAUCGUCAUUAGCUUUAACCCCGGAGGAGGAACCUCUUGACUCAUAUCCCAGAUCGGAUAUAAAAUUUCCCAACCUGUUGCCGCCCAACCCAACGAUUAAGAUUUUGAUAGCAUUUUGCAAAAAUGAUCCCGUCUUCGAAGCGCUGGUCACUGCGAGCCAUCGGCUUAACUUCGAGCCCACCUUUGUCAAAUCGUCCGACGCCGCCCUCGAAGCGUUCCAGGAUGCAACCAACGGCGGUCAUCACAUCGUGGUGGUGGAUGCUCGGCAUUCGAGGAUUAUCGAAGCGGACGCCCUUGGCAGAUCCAUUCGUAACUCGAAAGGAAGUCAGCACACCACAAUGGUAGCAGUAGUAAAGAAAAGUGUAUUCGAGAAGGAUGACACGGCUGUGAUCUCGCUGCUGGAUGUUGGUUUCAAUCGGUGCAUAAUCGAAUCACCGCAUGUAUCCAUCUGCUCUUCGGAAUUGCGCCAAAUUCAGCACUCGCUGGUCCGACCGCAACAUGUGAUAUCAACCCAACAGGCUCUGUAUACGGCGCUGCACCGCUCACGGGAGGCAAUCAUCAUCACCGACGACUCACUCCGGACCCAGUAUGCGAACCGAGCUAGCGAAAGAGUUCUGAACAUGAAAAUAGAUGAAAUUGUCGGAAGAUCUCUCAGUGACAUGGUGACGGCCGAUAUUAGUAACAUUUUAUCUCAAACCAGUAGACAUAAGGAUUAUGAAGGUUUCAUCAGCACCCGGCGAAAAUCGCAGGAAACACUGCAUCUCCACGUUCGCGCCGUACCUGUCCCAUGCAUCGGAAGGAGUCCCACCCAUUUGGUUCUAAUCUUGGAAUUGCCUGCCGCGGGCACUACGCUGACGACACUGGCAACGGACGCACUGCAAACGCUACCGCAAGGCAAGGAGAUGGCUCGGGGUUCCCUGCACUCGAUCCGUCGGGGCAGCUUCGAUGUUCGAUCUAUUGCUUCCGAUGGUUUACGCCGUACCAGUUUGGCCAAAUUAUCUCAGCUUCCGCUAGAGGCACCCAUUACCAAGGUUCUUAGUUUGCUGUCGCAGGUUCAGGAAAGCUGCUCCCAGGAGGAGGUCAAGCUGCUGGAUCGCGUCAUGGAGUUUCUCAAACGCGAAGGUCUGUACAGUCCCCAGAUGAAGGAAAUGCGAACCGAUGACCCGGUAGCGACGGAUUUGAUAGGAGCUUUGCUGACGCAAGGACCGACUAAUAUUAUGUCGUCACGGCGAAGCUCGAACGAUUCCAUCAUUCGAGGCGGAGGACGCCCGUCCACCGGAAGUAUCGUCUUCACUAAAACCCGCGAUUCUUCGCAACUAUCUGAUCUGCUGAACAAUGCACUGGCAUGGGACUUUGAAAUUUUCAAGCUUGAGGAACUCACCGAGAAACGACCACUUGUUUGUUUAGGUCUUGAACUUUUCCGAAGAUUCGACGUGUACAAUACCUUCAGUUGUGAUGAAAUGACAUUCAAACUGUGGUUAAUCAAGAUGGAAGAGUAUUACAAGUCGGAAAAUACAUAUCACAACAGCACCCAUGCAGCAGACGUGAUGCAGGCCACAGCAUGCUACCUGCAACAGUUGGCAACCCGCGAACUGAAAGUGAUGGAUCGGAUGGACGAAGCCACCGCCCUGAUCGCGGCAGCAACCCAUGACAUUGAACAUCCCGGCCGCUCGUCGGCAUUCCUGUGUAACUCGGACCACGAGUUGGCCUUGCUGUAUAACGACAUCUGCGUGCUGGAGUCGCAUCACGCGGCAACCACCUUCAAAUUGACCCUGAGUGACGACAAGAUCAACAUUUUCAAGCAUCUCGAUCGGGAAAUGUACAAACUGGCCCGAUCGAUCAUCGUCGAUAUGAUCCUGGCGACGGAGAUGACCCGGCACUUUGAACAUCUGGCUAAGUUCGUGAGUGUGUUCGGUACCGAUGUGGACGGUAAGGAACCUUCGCACGACAACGAUGACAAUCAGAUUCUGGUGCGAAGGAUGCUGAUCAAAUGUGCGGACGUGAGCAAUCCGACCCGACCUUUGAAGUUCUGCGUCGAGUGGGCCCGUCGAAUAGCGGAGGAAUACUUCACUCAGACGGACGAGGAGAAGCGAAGGAAUCUGCCGAUUGUAAUGCCGAUGUUUGACCGGACGACCUGCAGCAUAUCCAAGAGUCAGAUCGGGUUUAUCGAAUAUAUUAUUCACGACAUGAUGGAUGCAUGGAACAGUUUCAUCGAAAUGCCGGAAAUCGUUCGGUACAUGGAGCACAAUUACUCGAAGUGGAAGCUGUUCGAGGAGCAGGGCAUUAAUACCCUGCACGACAUCAAGCGAAUGCAGCUCACAUUAACCAACGAGGCGGCCGGUUCGUCCUCGGCGGCAGACGACCUUCAGUGAGGGGUGGUACAGUCCCAAAGCCCCUGAAAUAGACCUUCAAUUAAGUAUCAUAUGUAUUGUAUAUUUGGUAGGCGCUUACCAGUUCUCUUCCCGAUGCGUCGAGCAAUCGCGCUAAAAUUUAGUCUCUUUUUUUUACAUUAAAACGCGAUUAUCGUUGGCUGUUGGUUGCUCAAACACUGGUUUAUAUGUGAAUCUUCUGAUUUGCCCCAUUGGAAAACCUAUCACGGGACAUACUGAACAGGCUCAUUUUAGUUUUUCCACGUAAAUGCUAUAUAAGAUAUUCUUUUGUAGUGUAAACCAACAAAAGAAAAGUCUCAUGUGGGACGGGAUAUAAAUAGGUUAUUUUUCGUGCCGGAACCAACCAUUAAAAUUCAAAUUUUCCGAAGCUUAUCAUCUUAUUAUCGUUGCAAAAAAUAGCUCCCUAGUAGGGUGGGGACGAGUUCCACAGCUGGAAACACGAACGACAAUCUGCUACGCAUUUCCAACGCGUAAGGAUGAACGAUGAUAAACGAAUUUUUAACCGUUGUCAGCGGGGCAGGAGCUAGUCCAGCAUCAUUAGCGCUGGAGUUAGUUAGUAGAGGAAAACCCUGUUUGGAAGGGAUCUUUCAACUCGCACACUCCGAGAUCCGGUUUCAUUUCAUUGUUUGGCGCAACAUCUGCUGUAGCACCUGUUGGUUGGGUUGUUGAAUUUCAACCUUCGUAGACUUUAUGCUCACUUUUCAUGACCUAUUUUCCCGUAUAAGACUAGAAAGUUUGAACACGUUCCCGAAUGUUAUACGGCUACUGAAAAAUGCUACAUUGAAAACAUUGCAAUUUAAAAUAAUGUUUUUGUUAUUUUAUCUUAAAACAAAUCAUAUUUUGCUGGGACAUCGGACUAAAUUUAAAAAAUGACAUGAUUCAGUCUUUAAUUUCGAUGAUAAACAUCUUCUCUCGUGCCAUAAAAAUGUAUAACUGGAAAGCGGUAAAAUAAUAUUGAUCAUAAUACAGAUAAACCUGAAGGCAAUUUUGCCGAAGGCCAUUUUGCCGAAGACCAUUUUGCCAAAGGCCAUUUUGCCGAAGGUAAUUUGGCGGAAGGCCAUUUUGCCGAAGGCAUUUUGCCGAAAGCAAUUUUGCCGAAGGCUAUUUUGUCGAAGGCCAUUUUGCCGAAGGGCAUUUUUUCUGAAGGCCAUUUUUUCCGAAGGCCAUUUUUUCCGAAGGCCAUUUUUUCCGAAGGUCAUUUUUUCCGAAGGCCAUUUUGCCGAAGGGCAUUUUUUCUGAAGGCCAUUUUUUCCGAAGGCCAUUUUUUCCGAAGGCCAUUUUUUCCGAAAGCCACUUUUUCCGAAGGCCAUGUUUUCCGAAGGCCAUUUUUUCCGAAGGCCAUUUUUUCCGAAGACCAUUUUUUUCGAAGGCCAUUUUUUCCGAAAGCCAUUUUUUCCGAAGGCCACUUUUUCCGAAAGGCAUUUUGCCGAAGACAAUUUUGCCGAAGGCCAUUUUACCGAAGGGCGUUUUUCUCGAAAGCCAUUUUGCCGAAGGCCAUUUUGCCGAAGGCCAUUUUGCCGAAGGCCAUUUUGCCGAAGGCCAUUUUUUCCUAAGGCCAUGUUAAUGAAGAGCAUUUUUCCCGAAAGCCAUUUUACCGAAGGUCAUUUUGCCGAAGGCCAUUUUUUGUGUGUUUUCUUUUUUAUAAUUCGCUUGGUAAAGACAAUUGAGUUUUCUAAUGUUUCUUCGCCACAUAUUCGGAGAUGACGAGAUUAUCAUUACUGAUGAUACGAUUUCAGAAUUCACAUAAUUAAAAAAAAAUUAUCAACUAACAGUACUAAGUCCAAUUUGUUCUUAAAAGUAUUCGAAGUUCUUUUUUAUAAAUCAAUGCAUUUUUUUGUUAACCACAGAGUCACAUUUGAUUGAACUGAUAUAGUGUUUGUCAUCGAGCUUAGAUCAAUCUAAGCUUAGUAUUUAAUAUAAAACGUUAGAAAACAGAAGGAAGUUUUAACAAGCGAUUUAAAAUCGGCCCUUCAUUGAUAAUUCGGUAAUUUACACAAGAGUUUUUUUUUUGUUGCUGUCAUGUUCAUAUCAUUUUUCACAAUCCAUGCAGCACACAAUUGAUUUUGGAAUUACAUAUGCAAUUUUAAAGUUCGAUAUUAUCCCGUCGACCUUCCAGUAUCUGAAAACCAACAGCCAUAGUUGAGCAGGAAAGAAAAAACACAAAUUGAAUAAAAUGCCAUAACUAAGCAAACAAAUCGUCAUUGUCGAAAAGCAUAUUGUGUGUAGUUUAAUCGGAUAUUUAUGUCAAACAAAUAUAAACAGCAUCUACCUUGAAGUAACACUUAAAUGGUUUUAAAAUAUGAAAACAAUAAAGACUACAGCAAACCAUUCAAACACAAACGAAAAUGUUCAGCUGGUUCAAUGUUUGCAGGGUCAACACUGAUUUAUACUGUAGAAUCACAAAAUAAAAAAAAACAUGUACUAAGUGGCUUACUGUUCAGUUCGAUGAAGAGUACUGAAAACAUAAUAGUCGUGUAGAAAAGAUUUGACAAAUAUUACCCGGAUCCGUAAGUUUGUGUGAGACAAAAUUACAAUAUAUUCGUAUACAAUUACAUUAUCAUAAGAGUCAGACGAGCCAAAGCUGUCGGUCCCAGUUCUCUCCAAUCAACUAGUUAGGAACAUUUGUUUAAUUUUCUAUCGUCGUUCAAAUCUUGAUCACUCUACACUAACACGGUGGACUGGCAUCUACACUAGCUAAAAAAACUUAAUAUAUCUUACACAACUCCGUGAUUAUUGUCACCCUGGGUCGAACUACGAGCACAACCGAGUGGUUUGUCACAGUUGGUUGGUUCAUCUUUUAGGUAGGCAAAGGAGAUAGGUUUCUUCUCGGAUGCACUAUGAGAAUUAUCAACACGAACUACGCAACCCACAAGCUUAGACUAACGAUGACCUAUGGAUGAAUGUUCGAUUCUACUGUAAAAAAAACACUAUCUCUGAUAUGCUGGUCAUAUCAUUUUUACAAUAUACGUUACUAGCACCAUUGAAUGGGACUUGUCGUGGAGGAAGCUAUUUUAUCAAUCUACACAUACAUAACUAUACACUAACAAUGUUAACUGAUUGUAAGUCAUGUGCACGUGUGCGUACUGAAAAACCGUACUGAAAGAUAAAGGGAUAAGAGAAAGGUGGGGAAAGGGACAGAAGGAAUAUCGAAGAAACAGAAACAAUAUUCAUUUAACAAAUCAACUAUACAAACUACAACCAGACAUACAUAUACAAUAAGAAAGAAUCGUCGUAAACAUUAGAGCCUAAUAUUUAAAUUUUAUUUAAAUCAAUAUUAUCGCUAACUGGAAGAAAUUAAACUGAAAAUAUUGAAACAACAGACUAAAUCUGGAGUAAUCGUAAAUGUAAUACCUACCGAAUCUGAAAAAACAAAACAGUAAGUAAUUCGCUAAUGUAUAAUGAGAAAGAGAUAUCAUGUUUUAAUAUUUGAGCUGAAAUAAAACUGAUUGAUGAAUGGA